GUCUCAAGGGUUCUUCUGCUGACCGACUUUCCAUUCCAUUGAUCAUUUGGCCACACGCUGGAGGAGAGCUGAAAGAAAGGGGCUGUAGGAAGGUAAUGAAACGCAUGUGAAACAUGAGGAGAGAAAUUGCAGCUGUGGUAUUCUUCCUGAAGAGGCUUGUAAUAAAGGGUGGGAAGUUGGAAACACACAAGAUCGAUCUGUUUGUUGAGAGGCUGGCUGUUGCACUGCAGGAGAAGUUCAAGGGGCACUGGUACCCUGGAAACCCCAGCAAAGGACAGGCAUACAGGUGCAUCAGAGUGAACCGGGUCCAGCGGCAGGAUCCAGAGCUCCUUCGGGCCUGCCGAGAAAGCGGGGUUCAGUACAGUGACCUGGCACUGUCCCGGGAACUCACAUUGUGGGUAGACCCUGGAGAGGUCUGUUGCAGGCACGGAGAGACAAACCCUUGGUUCUCAUUGGCCACUUUCUCUAAUGAUGAGGACGACAAAGAUGUUGCAAAGGUGACUCAGGCUUUGGAGAGGGUGACAUCAGACUACCACUCUGGAUCAUCCUCUGAUGAGGAGGCAACACGCACUUCCCCCCACACUGUGCACAACAGCCGCUCUGAUUACAAGGCAAUAAAUCCUACUGCUCCCUCGUGGCAUCCUAAGAAGAUGGUGCCAGGGAACGCUUACAUCCUUCCACAGCCUCACUACGGCUUCAGGCCCCAUAGCAGAGGGCCCCACACUCUAAUGCCUAAUAUGUGGGUCCCCCCUAGCUACACGUAUGGAAGAAGCACCAGGUACUGGGACGUCCUCCAAAAUUCGGCACAUGGUUACAAUUAGGAAUCAUGGUGCUUUUGGUUCACACAGACAUUAAAGCGGAAGACGACUUUAAAAUGACUGAAAAAUGUUUUUUUAACAUGAAUAUUUAUAGAUAUAUAUUGAUUGUUUUUGAUAAAAAAAUAUUUGUGCACUUUAGACAGUUUGUUAUACUUUAAAUUAAUCACCUGUAUAAAUUAGAUAUUGAAUUGGAAUACUACACAAUUUGAAGUACUGUAUUUUUACAAUGGGAAACGUUCAUGUAUAGCACCUACUUUGUCCUUUUUGUGAUUAUGUUUUAUUUAUUAAUAGUGCAGAUUUGUCAGAUGUAUAGACUUAUAUUUAUGGAGUUUUAUUAAACACAAUUUUGGAGUAUCAUGCUUUGUGCAUUGUGUUGGUGUUAACAAAAGGAUUAUACAAUCGUGUGAUUAAAUUCCUACAUUCAAGGGUAUUUUUUCCCCUCUAUUUGUCUAUUGGUAUGUAAAAAAAAAAAAAUUGAAUGAAAACAGAAUCAAACUGGGGACCUAAUGGUUAAAUGAGAUGUUAUGCUCAACAGAUCACUUUUCAUAUACAUUUAGUAUUCAUCUUUAGCUAAAUGGGUUUGUAUACGCAUUAUCUUUCAAGCAUAAUCAUAAAGUAGUUUGAGCAACACAAAUGCAAUUCUAUUCACUUUAUUGGGAGCCUUUGUUUUUUUACAUGUCUCAUAGCUACAGCAUAGUUUUGGCAA
Molecule: messenger RNA, 1524 nt
Organism: Trematomus bernacchii (emerald rockcod)
Lineage: Eukaryota; Metazoa; Chordata; Actinopteri; Perciformes; Nototheniidae
Gene: btg3
Product: B-cell translocation gene 3
Exons: 5
Coding region: 114-821 (235 amino acids)
Biological process (GO): negative regulation of mitotic cell cycle; negative regulation of cell population proliferation
Cellular component (GO): cytoplasm; nucleus
Source: RefSeq, a predicted model, not a curated record